Chaetomium globosum CBS 148.51 is the source of this 891-nucleotide messenger RNA. RefSeq lists its product as uncharacterized. Gene Ontology annotation, cellular component: cytoplasm; nucleus. Bases 1 to 891 code for a protein of 296 amino acids. The record is from RefSeq and is a predicted model, not a curated record. The transcript has 2 exons. Lineage: Eukaryota; Fungi; Ascomycota; Sordariomycetes; Sordariales; Chaetomiaceae.
AUGACAGUGGACAUCAAGCAUCUCGAUGCUCAUGAGCAGCCCUCAGAUGAGCUCAGAGCCAAGUGGAAGGUCUUUGCGAAAACAGAACCGAAAGACCUACGCAGCGAAGACAUCGAUGAUUUACAAAACCCAGAGAGUGCAGCCGAAUUCUGCCUGGCGGGUACCCUUCCCGUUGACACGCUGAACCGCUCAUUCCGUCAAAUCUGCCCCGACGACGACUCCGAGUUCCAAGCCACCAAGGACGCUCCGAUAUACUAUCAUCCACUCUUACCAGCACCCCCCUUCCCCACCACCACCACCACCUCCUCCUCCUUCUUCACCUACCCCCCCACCAGCCCACCCACCUUCACCCCCAAAGACCCCACCAUCCACAAACCCCUGACCAUCAAACAAGUCCUCGACCGCCGCCUGCACUGGGUGACCCUCGGCGGGCAAUACGACUGGACGAACCGAGUCUACCCCGACGAGGACGGCUCGCCCUCGUCUUCGCCGCCGGCCUUCCCGCGCGACGUGGCCGCCUUCCUCGAGACGCUGUUCCCCGACACGCGAGCCCAGGCCGCCAUCGUGAACUUGUAUACCCCGGGGGAUACGAUGAUGAUGCAUCGUGAUGUGUCGGAGGAGUCGAGUCGCGGGUUGGUUAGUGUGAGUUUGGGCUGUGAGGGGCUGUUUAUGAUCGCGCCGAAUGGGGGGGUGGCAGAGGAGGAGGGGGGUGGUGGUGAGGAGGAGGGGGGUAAGCGGGAGAAGGAGUUUUUGUUGUUGAGGCUGCGAUCGGGGGAUGCGAUAUACAUGACUGAGGAGUCGAGGUUUGCCUGGCAUGGUGUGCCUAAGGUGUUGAAGGGGACGUGUCCGGAGUACUUGGAGGAGUGGGCCCGCGGAGGGGGGCGAGUUUGA